Messenger RNA from Pelagomonas calceolata, 1899 nucleotides. Lineage: Eukaryota; Pelagophyceae; Pelagomonadales; Pelagomonadaceae. The record is from the annotation of a GenBank genome assembly.
GUUAACCGCCUCGUAGCAGAGAGCACACGCAAAAACAGCCGACGCUGACUGUGCAACGGGCCGCAAAGGCGCCGCGCGCAGCCCCCACCACCAACCAACGCACCACGGGCAGCCCCACCGCAAGGAAGCAUGGGCUACCCUGACAACGACCUCGAGCGCCCCACCUACCGGAGCGAGCGCCGCGGCGCGCCGCCUCCACCAUCGCACAGCCCCUCCCAGGAGUAUAGGAGCCGCAAGGGCCGCGAUGACUAUGAGCGCGAGAACCGCCACCCGAACGGCGACACGAGAAGACGCAACAAACGUCGCUCGCCCCCGCCGCUGGGCGACGCGCGGCGCCGGCGCAUGGCUCCGCCCGCGGACUCGCCUCCUCCUCGCGGCCGCGACACCCGGCCCACGCCCGAGCGUGAGGACUACCGCAAGGGCUACGAGGCCGCCAAGAAGGAGAUGCUGCGGAACCUGUCGGGCGCGACCGACGAGGGCCCGUCGCGCGAGACCUCGCGUGCGCGCGACACCUCACGUGGGCGCCGCCGCGACGACUCGCCGGUACGACGGGAGCGCCGCCGCGAUUCUCCCCAGCGCCGCGAGCGCCGGCGCUCGCCUGAGCGCCGCGAACGCCGGCGCGACUCGCCCGAGCGCCGCGAGCGCCGCCGGGACUCGCCCGAGCGGCGCUCGCGCGAGCGCCGCCGGGACGAUUCGCGCGAGGGCCGCCGCGAGCAGUCGCGGAACCGCGCCGAGUCGCGCGAAGGCCGCCGGGACGAUUCCAGGGACGGUCGUCGCCGCGACGAGCCGUCGCGCGAGCGCGGGGCCGUCUGGCGGGAGCGCGACGAGGCCCUGCGCCGGUCCGAGGAGACGUGGCAGCGGUCCGAGGCCCGGGCCCAAGCCGCGGCGCCGCGGCGCCGGAGCCCGACGCCCGAUAAUAGAAGAAGGCGGAGCCCGUCCCCGGAGUGCAAGGAGGCGGACGACGACUACUCCCUGGCACCGGCGACGCGCGGCGUGCUGAUGGACGACGACGCCGUGUCCGAGGCGUCCGAGGCGGCGUCUGAGCUGACGGCCGACGACGAUGCGCUGUCGCCCGUCAAGCCCUUGCGAGCCAUGUCGAAGACGUCUACGCGAGGGCGGUUACAGCCGAUGGCCUUCGAGGAUGUAUUAUCAGUGCCGACGCCGCUCGAGCCGCCUUCGAUACGGAAAAUCCCGCUGCUCCAGUGCGUCUUAGAACGGAAGAAGUCGACGUUCGGCUCGGGCGAGCUCACGCUCAAGUUCGAGGACAAGACUUUACUGGUAGCGAAGAAGACGUCGCGGAGCGGCAACUACCACAUCUUCGACGCCACAUGCGGGCGCAUCGGCGGUGGCUUCUCCAAGAAGGGCGGCAAUUAUCUGGGAAAGAUCAUGGCGCCGAAAGGCACUGGCGUGGAUCUGGGCGGUGGUUCGGCGCACCACCGCGUGCUGGUCGACGGCUCUCAACAAAAGAAUGAGCACGCGCUCUUCAUCCACAAGCGCACUUCGACAUUGACGUCCUUCGUUGACGGGGCGAAGCCGCGGCAGGUGUCGGUAGCGCUGCCCGGUAGCUCAGCAAAGUCUGAGCUACUGACGCGGUUCUCGCACUCCGACGACAAGUUGACCGUGUUGGAGCAACGGCAACCGAAGCUCGUGGACGGCCAGUACUCGCUGAACUUUUACGGGCGCGCGACCGUCGCGUCGGUGAAGAACUUCCAGCUCGUGCCCGGAUUGAGCGACGACACGGUCGUGUUCCAGCUGGGCAAGAUCGGCGACCACGACUUCAACCUCGACUUCGCGCCGCCGUUCACGCCGUUCUCGGCCUUCGCGCUCGCCGUGUCGCAGUUCUAGGCACAAGGCCUUUGAACCCUCUCCCCCUCCCCCCCGGUAACAAGACUACCACGA